AUGGCGGGCAGUGUUGAGAUGCAGACAUAUUCUGCGAGAUUGAACUCUUUCCAGAUACCACACCAGUUGAGCAAGCGACGCGCCUCGUCUUCCAGCAGUAAGAAGAAGGGCGGAAACACAGUAGAAUGGCCGCACGAGUCGCCGUCACCAGAAGAGUUGGCCCGCGCCGGCUUCUUCUACCGACCUGUCCAGGAAUCACCCGACAAUGUCCAAUGCUUCCUCUGCGCAGUCAAGCUCGAUGGCUGGGAACCCAGCGACUCGCCACUCCACGAACAUCUCUCGCACGCGUCUGCCUGCGCUUGGGCGGUGUCGCUGUCGACCGCACGUCUGGACGAUAGCACCGAGCCAGCAGAAGCACGUGAUCCGCUCUCCGACGAAAUGGUCGCUGCACGAAGAGGCACUUUCGAGGUGGGUGACGGGUGGGUGCACGAGGGAAAGAGAGGCUGGCGGUGUAAAGUGGCGAAGAUGGUCGAUGCUGGCUGGACCUUUGAUCGGAGCCCCGAGACUGAAGAUGGUGUCACGUGCUUCUACUGCAAUCUGAGCUUGGACGGCUGGGAGCCCAAGGACGACCCGGCACAAGAACACAGACGACGAAGCCCGGAAUGUCCUUUCUUCACGCUGUGCGAGCAAUAUCAUGGAACAGCUAUGCCAGGCGCGAACAAAGGUGUCAGAGGUAAAGGACGAUCGAGCACAGCUAGCAAGACCUCACGACUGAGCACGCAGAGUACCAUGUCCGUCGCGGUUUCAGAGGCAGCGAGUACGGCUGACCUGGGCGAGAGUGGAAUGGCUGUGGACGAUAGUUUCAUGUCCAAUGCUACUACUGCCUCGCAAGCAACCGUCAAAGGUGGCAAGAGAAAGCCUGGUCGACCCAAAGGCACUAAAGGCCGAAAGGCUGCUGAAAAGGUGGAGGAGCCAGCGGCCGAGGAGAUCGAGAUUCACGACUCUGCCCGGGGCACCAUAAGGCAUAGUCAGGCUCCAGGCGCAUUUCCGGAGUCGAGUGUUCUGGAACCAGAGCCGGAGCCGGAAACAGUACCAGAGCCAGCACCUCGUCCGACACGAAAUAGACAGUCACGACAAGUCGACUCCUCUGUCAUCGAACCAAGCCAGGCAGAUCUUGCGCCGAAAAAUUCAACUCGUGGACGCAAAGCCAAGGCCCAACCGGAAACUGAAUCGGAGGCCGAGCAGCGACUAAGUGAGGUGUCUGCACAAUUACAACAUGAGUUGGACAAUUCAAUGGACUACAACGAUGCACCCGACCACGAGUCUACUCCUCAGCAGCUACCCCCAAAGCCACAACGAGGUGUCAAGCGAAGUUCCGAUGGCCUGAGAAAGGAGCAGGAGAGCAGUGUGAUCAUGGGCUUGGAGUUUCCAACGCCACCUCAACCUGCUGCUGCCAAGGGCAAGAAGGGUAGAAAAGCGAGCAAGCAGAUUGCGCCUCCCCAAGGAGAAGUAGUGGCGCACCUGGACGAAGCCGCGACGCGCGAGCCAAGUCCAAGUCUAGGCGAGCCUGUCGCCGACGUCGAAGUAUCUUCAGAAGCUGCCAAGCCGGCGAAGAAAGCCACUGCCAAGAGCAAGAAAGCAUCGGUAAAGAAGGGCAAAGGCCGCAAAGCCUCUUCAGCACGAUCUUCGAAAGCUACAGUGACCGAGUCUGAAGCCGAGCCCGAGGCUGAUAUGAACGAGGACCUGGCCAGAGACGAGGCGGAGAUCGAAGCAGAGCUUGGUCGUAUGGCAGCUGAGCAGGCCGCCGUAGCUCGGGCGUAUGUCGAUCAGACCGAUGCUCUCGUUGCUGAGCAGGAGAAGGUGGAGGAAUUCGAGGCUUCGCCUUCGCAUGGUAAGCGGCAUAGCAACGUUCUGCCGGAGCACACUACAUCGCUACCGCCGCAUGAAGGCGUGAAGAGCGUCGUCGCGGUCCUGGACGACGAUCUCGAUCUGGCCGCGGCGAAUCUUGCCACCAACAAGCCCAAUGCCACACCUUCGCCCUCAAACAGCGACAAGGAGAACCACCCUUCCUCAGUCGUCAACGCACCACCCACAGCACUCAAAGCCGCUCCCCUCCUCAGCCCAACAAAGACAACCCGCAUCCCCCUAGCCCCGAGCACCCCCAACCGCCACCCCCAAAUAAAAUCCACAACCCUCCUCUCACCAACCAAACAACUCCUCACCCUCCACACCACGGAGCCCUGGCUCGCCGUGGACUUGGACACCAUCCUCCUCCCAUCACCUCAACCCACCCCUGGAACUCUUGCUUCGCGGCUCGUGCAAGCGGGAGGGGGGUUGAGCAGUCCGGAGAAGAAGAUGAGUGUUGAGGAGUGGAUCCUUUGGCGCGCGGGGCAGGGGGAGGAGGACUUGAGGCGGAAGGCAGAGGAGAUGGUGGGGGUUUUUGAGCGGGAGGGGGUCAGGGCGCUUACUGUGUUGGGGGGUGUUGGCUCUGCGUAG
Molecule: messenger RNA, 2436 nt
Organism: Recurvomyces mirabilis
Lineage: Eukaryota; Fungi; Ascomycota; Dothideomycetes; Mycosphaerellales; Teratosphaeriaceae
Exons: 2
Coding region: 1-2436 (811 amino acids)
Source: RefSeq, a predicted model, not a curated record